UUAUUUAUCAAAUAUUUCUAUUUAUACAAAUUAAUCAUAGAUAUUAAAUUUAAAAACAAUUAAUAGUUUCUUAAAUCCAUGAACAUGUCCAUGUUUAAUAAUGAAUGCUAUUUCACCAGGUAUCCUGUACCCUUUUCCUCGUCUGGACUCCCAUAGAAAUAGAUGGUAUUUUCAUCAGGGAAAACCAAAUAAUGGAUGAGUAUUCCAGAAAGCAUAAUUUUGUCAAUUGACAGAACAACUCUUCCACCUCUUCAGAGAGUUUCGAAAAAACCAUCAAGAAGGUAUUCUCUAUAUGCAUCUGAUGUCAGUGAAACAAUAAUGCCUCCUCAUACUAAAAUAGAAAAUUGGUUGGGAAAUCAGCAUUUGAUAGGUAAAAAAAAUGGAGAAUCACUUAGGUCAGAAUCAAUUUUACUUCCUUGCAUGUCAUCCGAUCCCCUUCUUCGAAUCACUCAGUUGGAACAAAAUCUUCGUUUUCUACAAGAGCAACAUCAUAGCAUGUUAAGUAGCUUACAUCAAGAAAUAGAAUCGCUUAGAAUUCGUAAUAGAGAUCUACAAUUUCAGUUGAUAUUUGGAAAUCCAGGAAAUCCAAUUAUUAACAGUAGUUCGGAUUCAUCACCAGAUGAUUGUAAGCCAAAGAUAGUUUUGACUCCAAAAGAAGUUAAUACUCGACCACUCCAAGUAGAAAUAUUAGAAAAAGAAGUUUCUGAAUUAAAGACAGCAUUGUUGGAGGCUAAUUCAAAAAAUUCAAGUCUCACACAAUUAGUUGAUUAUCAAAAAAAGCAAAUAGAAAUAAUAAAAAAAGAAAAGGAAACUGAACAACAAACGAGACUUGAUGAUGCUGAGAACCUCAUUAAACGACUUAUCAAAGAAAAUGAAGAACAAAGGAAGGAGGUUAGCACUCUUAGAAGUCAAAUCAAUAAAGCUAGUGGAAGUGGUAAUCGUUACAAUGGUGGCAGAAGGAAUGGUGAUUAUCAGAGAUUUCCUCCUUUACAAGCCCAGACUUACUGGGGAAAUGGAUCUCAAAAGCAUAGGACCAGUCCUGAAUACCACAACGCGAGGGGUCAACUAGACCAAGAAGUAGUUGGUCAACCAGCACCUGCAUUGCCACACCUAACAAGAACAUACAGUCAACCAUCACAGAAUCAAAGGCAUCGUUAUUAUAGUAAUGGUAAUCACUUCUACCAUGGAGAUGAAGGAGAUGGAAGAAGAAGAUAUAGAGGCAGGGGAGGGUCGGGGAAUCACAAAGAUGACAACUAA
Messenger RNA from Nezara viridula (southern green stink bug), 1257 nucleotides. NCBI's taxonomy places the organism in Eukaryota, Metazoa, Arthropoda, Insecta, Hemiptera, Pentatomidae. The record is from the annotation of a GenBank genome assembly.